This is a messenger RNA of Rhinolophus ferrumequinum (greater horseshoe bat), 1044 nucleotides long. RefSeq names its product claudin domain containing 2 (gene CLDND2). The transcript has 5 exons. NCBI's taxonomy places the organism in Eukaryota, Metazoa, Chordata, Mammalia, Chiroptera, Rhinolophidae. Gene Ontology annotation, cellular component: plasma membrane. The coding region runs from base 27 to 818 and encodes 263 amino acids. The record is from RefSeq and is a predicted model, not a curated record.
CGCAGGCGAGGACAGAGGACAGCAGGAUGGGUUUGGAGCACCCUUCUCUGAAAGCACCAUCAGGAGACAUGGGAACACCUGGCCCUCCCUCGGCCCUCACCCCCAGCCCUUUCGCAGCCCCUUCAUUUGUUUCUUUAUUCAGUCAACAAAAAUUUGCUGGAAGCUUGUUAUUCUGCGAUUUAUUGAACCACAGCAUAAGCCAACGGCACACCAGCUCCAUGGUGGGUGAUACUCAGAAAAGAGUCAGACCCUCAAGCUGCUCUCCGGGGGCUCCUGCCCAGUGUGGGGCCCAGUGUGGACUCAGCAGCCUCCCUGGCAUGGGGGUGAAGCGGAGCCUUCAGAGCGGGGGCACCCUGCUGGGCCUCUUGGCCAAUAUCCUCAUGAUUCUCUCCACUGCCACCAACUACUGGAUCCGCUUCCCAGGGGGCCACAGUGGCCUGUGGCAGGAGUGCAUCCGCGGCAUCUGCUCCAACAUGUCCUGCCAGACCAUGCAGGCGGUGACAGGGGCGUGCAUGGUGCUGGCGGCGGGCUCUGGCAUCGUGGGCUUGGUGAUGGGGCUGCGGAUUCUCUGCCGCGAGGGGGAGUUGCGGGGCCAGACUACGAGCGCUGUCUUCUUCCUCUGCGGCCUGCUGCUGCUGAUCGUCUUGACAGGCUACACGGUGAAGAAUGCGUGGAAAAACGAUGUCUUCUUCUCCUGGUCCUAUUUUUCGGGGUGGCUGGCUUUACCCUUCUCAUUUCUCGCGGGCUUCUGCUUUCUGCUGGCGGACAUGAUCUUGCAGAGCACAGAGGCCAUCAGUGGGUUCCCCGUGUGCUUGUGACCACAGCCUGCCUGGGGCAGAAUAAAGGAUCCGCUUCCACUGCCGCGGCUCCGCCUGCCUUUCUGCGGGACGUGAGAACGCGGUCACAGGCGACAUGAAUAGACGUGGGAACACGAACAGGAAGAGCACGGGGGUACAUGGAGCCUCAGGAAGGACAUGAGGACAUGAACCUAUAGGGAACAUGGAGACCUGGAGGGCACGGGCAUGGAGACACGAACCUGGAGUG